Molecule: messenger RNA, 273 nt
Organism: Prunus armeniaca (apricot)
Lineage: Eukaryota; Viridiplantae; Streptophyta; Magnoliopsida; Rosales; Rosaceae
Source: the annotation of a GenBank genome assembly
AUGACGCGGUACAAUCUCAUCAACUUUUGUCUAAAAGAGAAGCCCCUAAAGUGUGCUGGAAUUCAAAGGCUCCUUGGUAUCUAUACCAUGUCUGAGAAGUACUGGUACACGACUUUAGAGGAUGUCCCCGUCAAAAUGAAACAGCUUAUCUCUGAGCAACUCAAAGAUGCUCAAGGAGUCGUUGCCCGAAAAGAACACAAUGCUAGUCAAGUGUUGACUUGGAGAGGGAAUCAUGUGCUGCAACAGAGAAAUUGUAUCGAAAAAUUCAACUGA